Molecule: messenger RNA, 624 nt
Organism: Medioppia subpectinata
Lineage: Eukaryota; Metazoa; Arthropoda; Arachnida; Sarcoptiformes; Oppiidae
Source: the annotation of a GenBank genome assembly
CCGCAUAUCUUGAUUACAGAUCCGGCGCCGGACGGCGGCUACGGUUGGGUUGUAGUGUUGGCCUCAUUCCUAUGCAAUGUCAUCGUCGACGGCAUCGCCUAUACGUUCGGCCUAUUCUUCGAGGAGUUUGUCCGACAUUUUGGCACAACUAAUGGAAAGGUAGCUCUUUGUGGAUCAUUGCUCAACGGAUGCUAUCUUGGAGUCGGUCCAAUAGUGAGUGCUUUGGCCAACAAAUACGGCUGUCGUUUCGUUACAAUCCUGGGAAGUGUUAUCGCAUUCAUUGCUCUGCUUUUGUCAACCAUUGCACCCAAUAUUGAAGUUCUUAUGCUUACGUAUGGAGUUAUGGGAGGCGUUGGUUUUGGGUUAAUAUAUUUGCCGGCAAUUGUUUCGGUCGGAUAUUACUUCACGACACGGCGAGCGUUGGCCACAGGUCUGGCCGUUUGCGGGUCAGGUGUCGGCGCCUUUAUGUUCGCGCCGUUGACUCAAUACUUGUUAACUAAAAUGGAUUGGAAGAACACACUUAUGAUUUUGGCCGCUCUGGCCCUUCACUGCACUGUCUUCGGGGCACUGAUGCGUCCGCUCAACGUUCACGCGGAGGCCAUCGUUGUCGACGACUCCAACACA